CAUAAAAUGUGAGAAAUAAAUGUGGCAUUGAGUGAAGAUAAAACUGAGAACCUUAAAUCAUUGAGUUAGUGGGAUGGGUCUUGACAGUAUUUAAAUGAGAACAUCUGUGUUGUGUGCAAGUGUAUUUCAGUUACUACAGCUUUCACUUCCAGGUGUGCUCAGUUAAAACUUUUAUUGCUUUUAUUUUUGGUUUCUUAGUUUCCACCUUGUGAGUCUGAAAGUUAUAUGAAGUUGUAAGAUUUGGAUGCUAGACUUUAAGGCCAUGUUUGGACACGAAAUGUACCUGGUUCUUAUCCUGAGCCAGUUUCAUUUUUUGACAACUUUGCAUCUUGAUUUCUAUCCCUGUGAAAGCCAUAAUAAUAACAAUGAAGUCUUAAAUGUCAACUGUCAGGGCAGACGUCUGGCUAAAAUCCCUAAAUUCAAAUCCCUCUCCAUCAUAUCACUCAACUUGGAUGAAAACCAUAUACGGCAAAUUAAAAGUGAUGCAUUCUCUGGCAUGCCCAAUCUGAUGCAUCUCAGUUUGAUGUGGAACUGCGUGCCAGAUAUUUCCAAAGAGAAGAGGCGGCCUUCGUGUGACCUAAAGAUCGACCCUGAUGCAUUUGUCGGCCUUCAGAAACUAACCUCACUCCAUUUAGCGGGGAACAGCCUGAAGACCAUUCCUCCUCUUCCAGAACAGCUUGCGGUCUUGGGACUUGAAUUUAACAAUAUUUUUCAUAUUGAUAAACCUCUAGGUACACCACAACUGAAACACCUACUGCUAAGCAAGAACUGUUUCUACGCCAACCCGUGUUAUCAGUCAUACUUUAUCGACCCACUUGUGUUUCAAGAGCUUCCUGAGCUUUUGAAUCUUACUCUGAGUUACAACAAUGUCACAAUUGUUCCCCCACAUCUUCCACUUUCACUAGAAAGUCUAGACUUGGGAGAGAACAAGAUUACCGCUAUUACUAAAGAGUCCUUUUUAAAUCUUACACGCUUGCGUCACCUUAACCUGGGGUGGAACUGCCAAAGAUGUGAUCAUGCCUCAGAGCCCUGUUUCCCAUGCCCAAACAACCAAUCCCUGGAUCUGCAUCAAAGUGCAUUUUUGGAUCAGAGAGACUCUUUAAUUAGUUUAAGUCUAAGAGGCAACUCGCUUCGAACUCUUCCUCGGUACCUCUUUGCUCAACUGCAGAAGCUCCAGGAGCUCGAUCUAUCUGAUAAUUUGUUAGCCUACACCAUACAGAACGGCACCUUUUACGAGGAGCUCCGGAGAGUUGUGUCCCUCAAUCUUCUUUAUAACUAUGAGCCCCUGAACACCUUCUCUGAAUUGAUCCUAUCACCCUCCAUAAAGAAGAUGACAGCCCUUAGAGAGUUGUAUCUGAGUGGAUUAUUCUUCAAAGUGCUAUCAAACCACAGUCUCGCACCUCUAUCCAAACCAAGACUCGAGUAUCUGGAGUUACGCAUGAACUUUAUCUGCUCUGUUAACGUCAGCGCAUUCAGCCAGCUGAGAACAUUAAGGAGAGUGGGCCUUUCCCAAAACAUGCUUGCAUUUAAUCCAUGUAUUCCAUUUUGCAUGUCAGAAGCUAUCCCGAAAUACCUAUCCCACAGAGAACAUCAAAAACGUGGAGAACUCGACCUACAAAUUAAAAAACUCAGUCUACCUAGCACAGAACUGUGGUCGACGACUGUGCUGGGCUCUAAAGGGGACUACUGUCCCUUAUAUUAUUCAAUGUGGCAUUUUAAAAAAGAAGUGUGCUCAAAAAACUUGAUGUUUGAUCUGUCUCAAAACAACAUCCCAUGGCUGAAUUCAAGUAUGUUUAAAGACAUGGACGAGGCUGUAUGCAUAGAUCUGUCCUACAACUACAUCAGUCAAACGUUAAAUGGCCAGCAGUUCUCACAUCUAAGUAAGCUAGCAUACCUUAAUAUGGCACACAACCGCAUUGACCUGUACUCCGACAGAGCGUUCCAGGAGCUCAGUGACACCCUUCAAGUUCUUGACCUCAGUAAUAACGAAUUCCACUUUGCAAUGAAGGGUAUGGGACAUCGCUUCACAUUCCUGUCCCAUUUGUCUUCUCUUAAAAUGCUGAGUCUAGCCAACAAUCACAUCGGUCUUCGAAUCUCUAACAUUCUAACAAGUAAUUCACUGAAAUAUCUUGUUUUCUCUGGAAAUCGUUUGGACAUAAUGUGGGACUCUAGGCGUAAUGAAUACACAAGUUUCUUUCAGGGUCUUACCAACCUUACGCACUUGGACAUUUCUGAAAACAAGCUAAAAUCAUUUUCUCCGGAGGCAUUUGUCAAUUUGCCUCCGACGCUCAGGGUGCUACAGGUGGAUUCCAACAUGCUUAGUUAUUUCCCUUGGGGGAACAUUUCAGUCCUCAAAGACCUCUGCUACCUAAAUCUAAGUGAAAACAUGCUUUCUUUCUUACCCAAUAAUCAUUUUGAGCUUAAUCUCGUAAGUCUGGACUUAAGUCACAAUCGACUAAUUGCCAUACCAAAGGCUUUUUUUAGUCGGGCUAAAUAUCUCAAAGACCUAAUGCUUAACCACAACCAGCUGAAAUUGCUCAAUGUGCAAGCUCUUCCCUGGUCAUUCCAUAAAACAAAUACAAUCUGUGUUUCUGGAAAGCAUAAAAACACAUCCUGCAAACUUGUGCUGCAUGCCAAUCCAUUUACUUGCAGUUGCGUUACAUCUGAGUUCGCCAACUUCCUGAGAGAAACGAAUUUAACUGUCCCACAUCUCACCACACACAUUCAAUGUGCCUAUCCCGAGUCACUGGCUGGUGUGAAUGUCCUCUCGAUAGAUCUCCGUUCAUGCCAGGACGUAUUUGGGAGCUCCGCUUUUCUCUGUACAUCACUGUUGACAUUGGCAGGGAUGAUCAUUCCCCUCCUGAAGCAUCUCUAUGGUUGGGACCUGUGGUACUGCAUCCAGAUUCUGUGGACUGGACACAAGGGACACACUUCAGCUAAUGGUAACACGUCAGAUAGCCACUAUGAUGCAUUUGUUGUUUUUGAUACAAGUGACAAGGCGGUCAGAGACUGGAUCUACAAUGAGAUGAUUGAGAGAUUGGAGCACAAGGGGAGAUGGCGCUUCCGACUAUGUCUGGAGGAACGCGACUGGGUCCCGGGAGUUUCAUGCAUAGAGAAUCUCCACAAGGCGGUUUACAACAGCAGAAAGACAGUGUUCGUCCUGACCAGCCCUAGUGGCUACUCUCAAGCGAGUGGAGUGGUGAAACAAGCCUUCCUUCUGGUCCAGCAGAGGCUUCUAGAUGAGAAGGUAGAUGUUACCGUUUUGGUUCUGCUAGACCUUCUCUUCCCCAAAUUCAAAUAUCUUCAAAUGAGAAAACGGCUGUGCAAAAAGUCUGUUUUGUCCUGGCCCAGGAACCCACGAGCGCAGCCUCUAUUCUGGAAUAAUUUAAGUGUUGCCCUUCUCUCUGACAAUGUGAGAGAAUACAACAAGAACGUCACAGAGAGCUUCGUCUGAAAGCCUAAAAAUGACAACUGAAAGUCUAGAUUAAAAAGCUGUAGUGACUGUCGUAUCUAUAACAUAACUUGUGCGUACUAUAGUUUGACCUCUGCAAGUCAUUAUUUAGUAUUUGUAUAUGUGUUUACCAUUUACCAAGAUAAUUUAAUUUAUUUUCUUGAGUUAUUGUACUUCAUUGCUGUAGUUUUAUCUUAGGGACUUUAUACAAUAAGGUUUCAUUUAUUACCAAGAGUUAACAUGAAGUAACAAGUAAUUACUUUCGCCAUUUAAUUGAUUUCGACAUUUACUUUGAGAUUAAAACCGUUCAACUUUUUUCCAUGAACAUUGUGCUAAAUUACAAUGAACUAUGGACUAUUUUUCUUAACUAACAUUAACAGGCAUUAAAGUAUGCUGCUUAUUGUUAGUUCAUAUGUUAGCUUAUGCGUUAAAUUAAACUGUUAAUACAACCUUACUGUAAAGUGUUUAUUUUACUUUAAGUUCAACAUUCAAACAAAAGAUUAUCAAUAUUUCCACACACACACACACACAGUUUCAUUUAGGUUUGAACAGUCAUAUUUCACAGAUCAUAACGUUAUACUUUUAUUUUUACAUUUACAGUUUUAUUUAAAACAGAAAAAAAUACUCAAAGAAGUUUUAGUAAUAAUGUCAUGUAAUAACUCAAUCAUGUGAAAAGAUAUCUUGAGUGUCAAAAGGCCUGUAAAUGCAACCUAUAUAUAUCAUAACAUCAGUGAAAUAUAAACAUGAGAAAUUAAGCAUUAAAAGAGGAAAUCAGAAAGACUGUGAGUGAGUUUUCAGAGUUUUGCUGCGUUGUAAUGAGGAACUAUUAGCACCUGUUGAACCACAGAAUACACAUACAUUACGCACAACUCUUUUAUCAGCCUUAUUCUUCUGUUGACAGUCCCCAUUUUUGGUUGCAUGAGUGAAGCAGUCUUAUGAAUGUCCCUGUCUGUUAACUGUACAUGUUUAAAAGAGAACAGGCACGUGCACACAUAGACAUCAAAGGGGGCUUGAGCACCUGCCCUUUUUAUUCCUGGAGAAAAAGUGCCCUUUUUUCUGGGGUGCUUUUUAUUUAUUUUUAAAUAAUAUGAUCUUUAUUCAUAUAACAACUGAUGUCUGUCUGUUUCUUGUGUUUUUUACUUGUUACUUAUUUAAUUUAACAUGAAUUUAUUCAGGAAUCAUUUAAAUGAGAUUUAAACUCUUAUAAAAAGAAAAAUAGCGCUAUUUGUGGUACACAAACAGUUAACGAUGAGUCCCGCCUCCAAAACUCACAUCGCUAAUAUGUGCCUUUCCUAAGUCCCGCCUCUCUAACUUACUUCGCUUUAUGAUUGGUCUUGUCUUUACUCGUAUAUGCUGCAUUCGCGCUUGUAAGAAGCGCCAAAGCUCAGCCUGAACGAGACGCGAUGUGCAUGAUCGCAGGCAGCUACCGGUAAGUGUGUGAGCAUGGCCGUAGCUACCAUUGAGGACACCGAGGUCAUGUCCUCGGUAGUUUUUUCUUGAAGUUUCGUUUCAUUUUGAUGUGUAAAUAGCCGACGAGACAAUCCUUGCAUCUAUGGACCAUCACGUACAGUGAUGGAAAUAAUGGCGUUAUAUAUAAACGUCAUUUCCUAACAGCGUUACUGACAUUAAAAUGCUGCGCAUUAAUAUAAUUAAUCUCACUGAAGCGAGUAAACUCUCAUCAGACAGGCAAUGUUUUUCUCUUGCGUGUGUUGAGGGUGGGAAACACAUAAUGAUUGGCCUGUGUAUGUUAGAGGGGGCGGGACAACCACAUAAUCAAUGAUGAUUGGCUAAAUUUCCAUCGUUAGCCAACCAGAAGCAGGAUUAGCUCAUACACUACAUACAUGCACAGUCCGAGCAGUGCCGUGUUGCCAACUUGUUGAUGACUUUGUCGUUAGAUUUAGCAACUUAAAAAAAGCGAAAAAGGACAAAUCUAGCGAUCUUUUCUGUCGUGGUUGGAGACUGACGCGAGAGCAUGUAUCAUUCUCUACACUCAACGAGCAGUGGGUUCUGCUGCUAGACACUCACAGACAGCCUGGUCCUCACGUGGAGUCCGCCAGAGUCCCUCACAUUCGCAACGACAGAGCGAUGGCAAGUACAACAAGCUCAAAGGUAGCGGUCGCAAACACAAAGUAUAAUAAGCACUGCUUCUAUACAAAAGUAGUAUGCAAGAAAGGCAAGAAUGUUUAUGUAACAUGC
Molecule: messenger RNA, 5647 nt
Organism: Misgurnus anguillicaudatus (oriental weatherfish)
Lineage: Eukaryota; Metazoa; Chordata; Actinopteri; Cypriniformes; Cobitidae
Gene: tlr9
Product: toll-like receptor 9
Biological process (GO): positive regulation of interleukin-6 production; toll-like receptor signaling pathway; defense response to virus
Cellular component (GO): plasma membrane
Molecular function (GO): pattern recognition receptor activity; protein binding
Source: RefSeq, a predicted model, not a curated record